Fulmarus glacialis (Northern fulmar) is the source of this 1572-nucleotide messenger RNA. Its product is annotated as protein FAM13A-like. The annotation marks the transcript as partial. The transcript has 11 exons. The record is from RefSeq and is a predicted model, not a curated record. NCBI's taxonomy places the organism in Eukaryota, Metazoa, Chordata, Aves, Procellariiformes, Procellariidae.
CGUGGCAAAUCCGUGACUGCUUUCGUGCUGUGCCACCACUCCAGGGACCUGUGCCUGGGCUGGAGAUGAGCACUGAGUGAAGCCGGGACUGGAAGGGGUGCGCGUGUGGUUAGGGCACGCUGCUUUACCCACACCAAGAGAGGGAGCUCCACAAAGUCUUUGAGCUCAAUUGACCUUAUUUUUCGGCUUGACAGGUAUUUAGAGAAGACAAUCCGCUCAGCCGUGGAGCAGCAUCUCUUUGAUGUUCAUGGCUCAGGCGGCCAGAGUUCAGAGGACUCUGAAUCGGGAACAUCUUCAGCCUCUUCUAAUGUGUCUGCCAGGCAGAGGAGGCGACACCACAAAGAGCAGGAGGAAGCCCGGAGAAACAGAGACAUGGAAGUUGUCAACAAAGAAAACAUUCCCUCUGGAUUUGGCAAUCUUGAAGACUGUAUUCUAGCUGCUCAAGAAGUAGAAAAAUUACAAGACAACAGCUCCGGAUAUCUUAGUGAAAGGAAUAAACCAAAACGGCAGAAAUCCAGCACCAAGCUUUCAGAGCUUAAUGACAACCAGGACAGUCCUGUGAGUAUGGAAAGCUUUAGCUCAUCCAGGCCUAUAGACAGAACAGGACCUGAUGACAUGGAAAUUUUAUCUGAAGAAAGCAAAGAAAGUGAAAACGAUGAGGUUUUUUUCAGGCACUCUCAGCUGACUUCAGGUAUGAAGAUUCAAGAGCAUCCAAGCGUUCCUGAAAACAAGUUGCAAAGAAAUCAAGAUGGUGAUGAUCAGGAAAACAGCUUUGUGUCAGAAGUGCCUCGGCUGGAUUUGACAGCACUGUGUGAUGACAGCAACUGGGAAGAGCCCAUCCCUGCUCUUUCCUCAUGGCAGCGAGACGGCUUAGACUCAGAUGAGGCUCGCCUUUCCCCGCAGGCCGGUCGCUUAAUUCGCCAGCUCCUGGAUGAGGACAGUGAUCCUAUGCUGUCCCCUCGCUUCUAUGCCUAUGGACAGAGCCAACAGUACCUGGAUGAUACAGAAGUGCCUCCUUCCCCUCCCAAUUCUCAUUCCUUCAUGAGGAGGCGGAGUUCAUCUUUGGGAUCUUACGAAGAUGACAGAGAGGACCUUACCCCUGCACAGCUCACCCGGAGGAUUCAGGGACUGAAGAAAAAGAUCAGGAGAUUUGAGGACAAAUUCGAAGAGGAGAGGAAAUACAGACCUUCCCACAGCGACAAAGCAGCCAACCCUGAAGUGCUCAAAUGGACAAAUGAUUUGGCCAAAUUCCGAAAGCAACUUAAAGAGUCAAAACUGAAGAUAUCGGAGGAAGACCUUGGCCCUGUUGUGCGUCAGCGGAGCAACACGCUCCCCAAGAGCUUCGGCUCUCAGCUCGAAAAGGAUGAUGAGAAGAAGCAAGACGUGUCAGAUAAAUCUGCCAAGCCUGCUGUGGAAGCGACUCUUGAUUCUAUCCAGAAGAAGCUUCAAGAAAAACGAAUGGAGACAAACCGACCUGAAGAUAUUAAGGACAUGACAAGAGAUCAGAUAGCAGCUGAAAAAGUGGCUCUUCAAAAAGCUUUGCUGUAUUACGAAAGCAUUCAUGGCAGACCG